Seminavis robusta is the source of this 1389-nucleotide messenger RNA. Lineage: Eukaryota; Bacillariophyta; Bacillariophyceae; Naviculales; Naviculaceae. The record is from the annotation of a GenBank genome assembly.
AUGCGAAUGGGAUUCGAGGAACAAGCGAAGCUCUCGCAGAUGUCCCUCCCACAAGUCAAGGCCCAUUUUCGGCAAGGACUACAAGACCAUGGUACAGAUGUGAAUCUGAAUGAUUCGCAGCCUCAAGGAGAUGGAGAUCAAUCUCGCGUGACGGCUGAGAAUGCUCAGUUCUACCGUGACAUGUUCGCCACCGGCGCGGAUAUUAAUCAUUAUUCGGAUAUUGGGAUGUUGCCAUUUUGCGAAUUUGCCAAGCAAUGCCUGUCUGGCGAUGUGAAAGCAGUCCGAGCGGCUUUGGAAAGAGCGAAGAACACGAACCAGCCAACGCCUGAUUCCCUGACUCGGUUAAUGGAAUCGCGAGAGACGUCGCUGCGAUUGACUCCGCUGUUGAUGAUGGUGUCGAUUGGAAAGAACAUGGCAAUGCGAGGAGUAAGCGAAAAGCAAAUGAGUGUCGUUAAGCUGCUGUUGGAAUAUGGAGCACGGCCAGAUGCCAGAGAUGUUUGUGGCAAAACUGUGUGCCACUACGGAGCAGGAGCCAUGGCUACCCCCAUGACACUGGAAGCGGUGAGACUAUGCAUCAAAGCUCAUGAAUCUGGUCACUUCUUUGGAAAACAAGUGGAGCUACACAGUCUCAAUUCUGCUGCCAGGAAUGGCGAUCAGGGUUGGUGUCUAGGUUACCAGUCAGACACGGGAAGGAGAGCUGUGUAUCUCGCAGAAACACGAGAAACGUUGGCAGUCAAACCAGAAAACCUAAAGUUGGUUGAUGCAUUGGAGCAGCAAAAUCCCACCAAACUCUGUGAUAUCCCAGAUCGCAUGGGUAUUGUCUGUCUUCAAGAGAUUAUUAUUUGCAACCGUGAGGACUGUGCCAGGUUUCUCUUGGAAGAGAAUCAUGCUGAUCUGGAUGUGGAAGACUGCGAUGGCACGAGUCCUAGGUCCAUGUGCGUACAGACACCAUUGGGGGGCUUCAGCAUGGCCGCUUUACAAGGGCGGAAGCGGGACAAGAAUUUUGAAUUCAGUUGCAGUAAGUGCGGUGUUUUGAAGUCCGACACGGCAUCUGAUGUUGUGCAAUCUGCAAGUGUGUCAUUACUGAGCAAGAACGGUAGAGGAAACAUUCCCAGCCAUAGGGAGGGCUCUGGCUAUCGAAAACCCGUCAAUGUCCGGGUCAACGAAAAGUUUGAUAUCAAAGUGCAAGCAAUCUCACACAGAGUUCCUCUCGCGAUCUAUGACAAAUCCAGACACUGUAAUUUCGAAGUUGCACCUGGGAGUCCUGGUUUUGAUGAACUGCUGCAAGCAGCCCAGGCAGAACCGACUUGGCAGGGCAGGAAGACUUUUGUGACAGCAAGUUUUGAUGCUGAAGGCAACUGUAGUGUUAUCCUGGUUAACAAAUGUUAA